Molecule: messenger RNA, 2646 nt
Organism: Galleria mellonella (greater wax moth)
Lineage: Eukaryota; Metazoa; Arthropoda; Insecta; Lepidoptera; Pyralidae
Exons: 2
Coding region: 1-2646 (881 amino acids)
Biological process (GO): DNA integration
Molecular function (GO): nucleic acid binding
Source: RefSeq, a predicted model, not a curated record
AUGGACGACCUAUUGACGGGUGCAGACACACUGGAACAAGCUCAAAGGAUAUAUGAUGAGAUGAAUGGAUUGCUUGCUGUUGGCAAGUUUCAUUUACAAAAAUGGAACACUAAUGAUGCAGAUCUUUUGAGUUACAUGAAAAGUACCAAUAAUGAAGUCACAGAGAUAGAGUUUCAGUUGGAAGGUACUAUCAAGACACUAGGUAUUGUAUGGGACAGAAUCAAAGAUGAAUUCCAGUACUUGGUAGAUAUUCCGGAUGUGACAUCUCCUGUAACAAAGAGAUCUAUCGCACGAGAUGUAGCUAAAUUGUUCGACCCAAUGGGAUGGCUUGCACCCGUCAUCAUUAUUGGCAAGAUAUUUCUUCAAAAAUUAUGGCUCACAGGCAUAGCUUGGGAUCAGGAUGUGCCGAGUGAAAUAUUACAUGAUUGGCUCAAGUUUAAGGAAGAAUUACCUUCUCUAUCUAAUAUUACUGUAGAGAGAUGGUUGCACACCACUAGCACAAAUACCAAACUGGAACUCUUUGGAUUCUCAGAUGCUUCUACUGUAGCAUACGGGGCUGUAGUAUAUGCAAGAGUUACAGAUUCUGAUGGUAAAAUUCACAUUCAUCUAAUUUCAGCUCGAACUAAGGUGGCUCCGGUAAAAACGGUAUCCCUGCCACGCUUGGAGUUGUGUGGAGCAGUCUUACUGACUCGACUACUCAUUGAGAUUGCAGAACAACUGAACAUUGCAAAGGAAUAUAUCUAUGCAUACACGGACUCGAGUGUUGUAUUGUCAUGGCUACAGAGUCAUCCAAGCAAAUGGAAGACAUUUGUUGCAAAUAGGACUUCUGAGAUAAUAACUUCUUUGCCUAGUCACCAUUGGUAUCAUGUGGCAUCUAAAGAGAAUCCCGCCGAUUUGGCGUCUAGAGGGGUUACUGCAUCUAAAUUAAAGGAACAAAACUUAUGGUGGAGAGGGCCAGAAUGGCUAACAAAAGGAAUUAUAGAGCAUAAGAUGACAGAGCCAGACUUAAAAGAAGCUGAAGUAGAACAGAAGGUAGUAAAAGUUUUAAAAACUCAGAUUGAUGACAAUUUUUCACAAAUAUUUACACGGUUUUCUACACUGACUAGACUCCAGAGGGUCAUUGCAAUCUGUAAACGAUUCAGACAUAUAAAGACGAACAAGUUUCCUAGUUAUCUUACAGUUGAAGAAUUAAAUAACGCUUUGAUGACUUGCAUCCUUAUAUGUCAGUAUGAAGAGUUCUCCAUAGAUAUAGAUUAUUUAAAGGAAAACAAAGCUGUAAAGAAAUGCAGCAAACUACGUUCUCUUACACCGUUUUUAGAUGAAAACGGAAUGUUAAGAGUAGGAGGUCGUUUACGUCAUGCUAAUAUUCCCGAAGAAGCUAAACAUCAAAUAAUUCUACCUGAUUGUCAUCCUGUAUCCAAACUGAUUGUAGCAGAUGCACAUAAAAAGACCUUGCACGGUGGUCCAACCCUCAUGUUAAGUUAUUUGCGGCAAAGGUAUUGGAUUCUUGGUGUUAAGAGAAUGAUCAAACAAGAAGUACACCGAUGUAUUAUCUGUACGAGAUAUCGUGCAACAGUUAAUAAUCAAUUAAUGGCCGAUUUACCCGAACAGAGGGUUACACCCACAAGAGCUUUUUUACAUAGCGGCGUAGAUUUUGCUGGUCCUAUUGAUCUACGUAUAUCAAAAGGACGUGGAUGCAAAACUUCUAAAGGAUAUUUAUGUAUAUUUAUAUGUAUGUCUACAAAGGCUAUUCAUAUUGAAAUUGUAAGUAGUUUAGAGAGUGCUGAUUUUAUUGCGGCCUUUAAACGAUUUACCGCUCGGCGAGGACACUGUCGCCAUAUGUGGAGCGAUAAUGCCACUAAUUUUAUUGCGGGUAACAAAGAAUUGCGAGCAUUAUUAAAAGAACAAUUAGACACUUUAAAUGGAGAAAUUUUGGAUAUGCUUGCCAGAGACGGCACUGAAUGGCAUAACAUCCCACCAGCUGCACCCCAUUUCGGGGGUUUAUGGGAAUCUGGAGUGCGUUCUAUUAAAUUCCAUUUAAAAAGAAUUAUUGGCAAUUCCACACUGACGUAUGAAGAGAUGGCUACGGUUACCAGUCAAAUUGAAGCCUGCUUAAACUCUCGUCCCAUAUCGCAGAUUAGUGAUGAGAUUAAUGAUUUACAACCUCUAACACCCGGCCAUUUUUUGAUCGGGGAGCCGCCAAUUGUAGUACCGGAAAGAUCUUAUUUAAAUGAUAAUAUAAAUAGGUUGAGCCGUUGGCAAUUAGUACAGAGGAUGGUGCAACAUUUUUGGGAUCGAUGGGCUCGCGAAUAUUUAAGCAGACUUCAACAGAGGCCGAAAUGGACAAAGAGGCACGACAAUGAUGUUAAAAUUGGCGAUCUUGUUAUCGUGAAGGAAGAAAAUUUGCCUCCCGGGAAGUGGUCCCUCGCCAGAAUAAUUAACGUACAUCCCGGAGAUGAUGGCUUGAUUCGUGUACCAUGCCACGACGCUAGCCAUACUCACUACGCCGACUUACAGUUCAACAUAUUACCAGCCAAUAAUGGAAUCAGUACUCAACCAAAUGAGCCCGUUCGUACGACGUCCGAAAGCCCGUAUUCAGAAAUAGUCGGUGUCAUAGAGCCUACAAUAAGAGUGCGUGACAAUUAA